CAUGACACCUUCUGCCCUUCAACCUGACCAGAACGCGUUCUACACUAACAAUAUUUCUAGGACAUAAACGUAUGCCGUAUGCGUAUGCUACAGGAUCAUCUUCACAGCUGAAUAUACAUCUACUUCCGACCUUCAUCAAAAUAACGAUCAAACUGUUGUCUGAGCAUACAUUGUACACAUCUAUCCGGUAGUCGAUCGCACGCUGAAGUGCACGUUCAUAAUCUUUCAAGGUCACCGAUUAGUGCGGGAAGAUGGAUGAGCUGUUGGUAGAAUGUUCUAUUCACCUUGAUGGUGUCUCACUGAAAGACAUGCGGUCAUUCAAGUGUGGACACGGCUUCUGCAAAACAUGCAUAGACACCCUCUUUGCCGGACCUCCCCCUUUCAAAUGUCCCACCUGCCGCAAGCGCAUCCAGCGCAAAGACGCAUUUCAAAUAUUCCUAAAUCUUCAUCGAUCGCUCACUCAGCCCCGCACACAAUCCGCACCUAGGGAUUCAGGCAUCGACAUUGACCCUACGCUCUCCGAUGACCCUGAUUCAACCACAGAGCGCGUCUCUAGCCUGCGCAAGAAAACGCGGGAAUAUGCCACGGAGAUAAAACGCUUGCAAAAGCGUUUAGAACAAUUGCAGCACCAAUUUUUAGGCGUCAGUGAGGAGCGCGAUGCGUUGGAAGAUGAAUUUUUGGGGUUGCAAGGGGAGUAUGCCGUUCUCGAGGGGCAGAAUGCGGACCUCAAGAGUACGUGCACGACUCAUGAGAACGAGCGCCGUAAAGCAGAUCAUGCGCGUACUGAAAUACAAAAGAGGUACGAAGCUGCUGAGAACGCGGCGCAGGAGUGGAGGGAAAAAUGGAGGAUUGCGCAGAAAGAUGCUAAGAAAGCAGAAGAGAAGAACAAAGAACAAGACGAGAGAAUGAAAGAGUUGGCGGAGAGGAAAAGAGAAUUUGAGAACCGUGCGCAUGAAUUGAAGGUGGCGGUGAGUAUGCAUUCAUUUCAAGCAAGUGUUGCUAGUGAUCUUUCUUGCCUCCCACAGUCUGAAAGAAACAAGAUAAAGUACACCGCUCUCAAAGAAAAGCACGCGCACCUUUUAUAUCUUCAGAAAAUCGAACAAAUCGCAGAGGAUCCGGAAGACCAGUCGCUCUUGGUUGUCGAUAGAAACGCCCCUGACAGACUGGAGCGUGCGUUUGACAAGGACUGGCUAGACGAUGUGUGUGAUGUUCGAGGGGACAAUCUCGAUAUUGAGAUUGGAAGUGAUUAUGACAACGACUCGGGCAAGGAGAAUGGAUAUGAAGGCGAUGAAAACCAAACUGGGCCCAGUCGUAGUGCCUGGUUACGGGGUGGGCGAGCAACGGAAAGCGUGGACGACCGCGAACGACCACUUCCCGAGGAUCGCCCGCGCCCUGCGGUAUUCUUCGAAUCGGAAUGGAACCUUGAAAGGGACGGCACUGGGCACAAUAGAGUGUCCAAAACGAAGAAGCGGAAGAACGAGGAGGACGCCGUCAUGGGAGCGCGACCGACCAAGGUAGUGAAAGUUUCAUUGCAGCCUGCUGGACUGGCGAAGGGAAAGGGGAGGGCUAUUGAAGAGCGAGGUAGUGCGAAGCCGCUCUCGCCUUCCAAGCAGAUGACAGGUUUUUCGCUGACAAAAGUCCCUGCAUUGAAGUCCAAGCCUGACUUGGCGUUAAAUCUGGAUUCAAGGGGUCAUCUGAAGGGGAUCGCGAUGCUGGGAUCAAGACGCAGAUUUGACAAGAAAUCAUAAGUUCGUGCAAUAACGCUAGGGCUGCGAUGUGUACCAUUAUUAUCACUGCUGUUGUUUCAUACCCUGCUUUGCGGCACUACCAUAGUU
This is a messenger RNA of Suillus paluster, 1835 nucleotides long. RefSeq lists its product as uncharacterized. Gene Ontology annotation, molecular function: metal ion binding. The coding region runs from base 252 to 1748 and encodes 498 amino acids. The transcript has 2 exons. Lineage: Eukaryota; Fungi; Basidiomycota; Agaricomycetes; Boletales; Suillaceae. The record is from RefSeq and is a predicted model, not a curated record.